This is a messenger RNA of Neolamprologus brichardi, 2358 nucleotides long. Lineage: Eukaryota; Metazoa; Chordata; Actinopteri; Cichliformes; Cichlidae. The record is from RefSeq and is a predicted model, not a curated record.
AUGUGGUCUAAACUUGGUUCCAACACAAACCUGCACAAUGACACUGGAUCAGCCAAACUUGCCAUCGAGAAUGUGACAACAGAAAAUUCUGGACAGUACAUCUGUACAGCAACACAUCUGGACACAACUAUGACUUCUUACGUCAAUGUGGCUGUGACUUAUACAAGAAAACCUCAGAUUACUGGGAACACAAUUAUGAAGGAGGGAGAUGAUCUAAAUCUGACCUGCAGUGUUGAAAGUUUCCCUCCAUCUCUCAUUAUGUGGUCUAAAUUGACUUCUGUCACAAACCUGCACAACGACACUGGAUCAGCUACGCUUGUCAUCCCUAAUGCAACCGCAGAAGAUUCUGGACAGUACAUCUGUACAGCUAAAUAUAUGAGUAACACUCUAAAAGAGGAAGUCCAUGUAACAGUGAUAUAUAAAAGAAAACCUCAGAUUAUCGGGACUACAACUGUUAAGAAGGGAGAUGUUCUGAAUUUGACCUGCAGUGCUGAGAGUUUCCCUCCAGCUCUUAUCAUGUGGAAAAAACGUAGCUCAAACACAAACCUUCUGAGUGGAAAUUACACUGACCUGCACAAUGGCACUGGAUCAUCUACAAUUGUCAUUCAUAAUGUGACAGCAGAAUAUUCUGGACAAUAUGUCUGCACAGCUAAAUAUCUGGACACAGCCAUUACUAUACAUGCCAGUGUGACCGUGACUUUGUGGUCGCGUAUGGAAAGAAACCUACCUGAGGGCAGCAAGUACAACAGGUGGGCUGCAGGAUGGGUGGAGUCUCUUGUGAUCUCCUCAGCUCUGAGGCAGUGGGAUGUAGAUGUGAAAGAGGGGAGGGGGCAGUCGAUCUUCUACGCUGUGUUGACCGCUGUGGAGUCUCUUCUGUUGAGUCUGGAUAAGAAAGAAAUUGCAAUCAGUGGUGUUACAACUGUUAAGGAGGGAGAUUUUCUGAAUCUGACCUGCAGUGUUGAAAGUUUCCCUCCAUCCAUGAUUGUGUGGUCUAAACUCGGUUCUGACACAAACCUGCACAAUGACAAUGGAUUAGCUUCACUUGUCAUCUCUAAUGCAACAGCAGAACAUUCCGGACAGUACAUCUGUGCAGUUACAUAUAUGGACAAUUCCCUGAAGAAGGAUAUCAGUGUCACAGUGAUUUAUAACAGGGCUGCUCAGAUCAUUGGGAAUACAACUGUGAGGAAGGGAGAUGUUCUGAAUCUGACCUGCAGUGCUGAAAGCUUUCCUCCAUCUGUGAUUGUGUGGUCUAAAUGUUGUUCUAACACAAAGCUGCACAAUGACACUGGAUCAGCUACACUUGUCGUCCAUAAUGUGACAUCAGAACAUUCAGGGCAGUACAUCUGUACAGUUAAACAUCUGGACACAACUCUGAAAUCAUAUGUUGAUGUAACUGUGACUUGGCAUGCAAAGAUACAGAAUGGCUCAGGAUGUGUGCUUCAGUCUGAGGGUUUGACCUGUGUGUGCAUCAGUGAAGGCUUUCCUUUACCUAACAUCAAAUGGCCUCUGUUGAAUCACCACACUGAGUACUCUGUCAUUACUAGUGUAUCAAACCACACAGUCAACAGCACUGUCAGUCUCACUGUAAAAAACCAUGGCAACAGCACUGUUGAAUGUGUUAGCAACAAUGGAAAUGGAGAAGAAAGAGAGAACCUGCUGAUCAAUAACAACUUGUCCAAAAAAGAUGAGCCAUCAUCGGGUCUUAGGUGGCGAUUUCUGGAAAUUAUCAUUGCAUUUUUGAUUGGUGCAGUUCUUUCCUCAGGUGUUUGCUUUUUGGCCAAAAGGUGUUACAGGAAAGAAAUGACGAGUUCUGGACAUUUGAAUGACACUUUUGUGAUGCUGACACGUCCAGAUGACCCACUGAUAUAUGAUGGUCAAGCAUUACAAAACAACCAGACCCUGAACUCAAACAGUGGGACAAACGAAGUGAAAUAUGCCACCAUUGAUUUUUCCCUGUUAAAAACACACAGCGGCAGAAAGGCAGCAAGGAUGCGAGAAAGCACAAAGACGGAGUACGCUGAAAUCAAGAGGAUAAUAAAAAAAGAACAAGAAAAUGAUGGUGGAGACGACGGUAAAAUGUUGGAGGGGGAGAUGAAACACUGUGAACCAGAAAAGAAGGAUGAGGAAGAUGAGGCAGUGUACUCCACUGUGAAUGACAUAAUAGAUGAUAAUACACUUCUUCCCUGGAUUGUUGCCGGUGUAUCUGUCACUUUGAAUGCCUUCUGCAUAACCUACAUAUGGUUCCUUUGGAAUUCAAGAAAAAAGGUGAACCUACAUCAGGAGGAGAGAACCUACAUGUCACUGCAAAAAGCAGAUGUAUCAUCAGAUUAUGAUGUUAUUGCACACCAUAUAAACUAA